UUAUUUUAAGGGCAAAAUCCGUAAGAACCCUAAAAACAAAGAAGAAGAUAAGAAGAAAGCGGAAAUGGGCAUCAAGGAUCUUCUCAGAUUCAUGAAACCUUAUAUCCUUCCCAUUCACAUCCAGAAAUACGCCGGAAAACGAGUGGGAAUCGAUGCAUAUUCAUGGCUACACAAAGGAGCCUACUCAUGUAGUAUGGAGCUGUGUUUAGAUACUGAUGGUAGUAAGAAGCUGAGGUACAUUGAUUACUUCAUGCAUAGAGUCAACCUUCUUCAACACUAUGAGAUCAUCCCAGUCGUUGUUCUCGAUGGUGGUCACAUGCCCUGUAAAGCUGCCACUGGAGACGAACGUCAAAGGAAGCGAAAGGCCAACUUUGACGCUGCAAUGGUUAAGCUUAAGGAAGGGAAUGUCGGAGCUGCCACCGAGCUUUUUCAGCGAGCAGUUAGUGUAACAUCAUCCAUGGCUCAUCAACUGAUUCAGGUUCUGAAAUCAGAAAACGUCGAAUUUAUUGUAGCUCCGUAUGAGGCUGAUGCUCAGCUAGCUUACCUAUCCAGCCUCGAACUAAAACAAGGCGGGAUUGCUGCUGUUAUAACCGAAGACAGCGAUUUACUUGCAUACGGCUGCAAAGCGGUAAUCUUUAAGAUGGACCGGUAUGGUAAAGGGGAGGAACUAAUUCUUGAUAAUGUUUUCCAAGCCGUUGAUAAAAAGCCUUGCUUCCAGGAUUUUGAUCAGGAGCUAUUCACUGCAAUGUGUGUAUUAGCGGGAUGUGACUUUCUCCCUUCGGUUCCUGGUGUUGGCAUUUCAAGAGCUCAUGCAUUCUUCUCCAAGUACCAGAGUGUAGAACGUGUUUUGUCAGUUCUCAAGACGAAAAAGGGCAAACUAUUUCCUGAUGAUUACUCCAGUUCUUUUGCGGAAGCAGUUUCAGUUUUUCAGCAUGCUCGUAUAUAUGAUUUUGGUGCUAAGAAGCUCAAGCACUUGAAACCCCUCGCUGAGAACCUCCUGAAUUUAUCAGUUGAACAACUUGAGUUCCUGGGACCAGAUUUGUCGCCAUCUGUUGCUGCUGCAAUUGCUGAAGGAAAUGUUGACCCCAUAACCAUGGAGGCUUUUAACCGCUUUCCGGUGUCUAAGAGACAGUUGAAGGCGCCUGCUCUAUCAUUCAAGGAACAGGAAAAGAGAAGCUCCUUUUUGCAAUGUUCUUUGACUGAAAAUGAGGAAAGGAUAGAGCUCAAAAGGAAUGCAGAUGAAGCUAUGAUCGUUCCAGAAGCUGUUUUGAAGGAGACAAAGUACUCCAAACAAGAUUCAGAUCUACACAAACUGCUUUCGCAGCCUAACAGGGAUCAGAAGAUUAUUCUGCCCAGCAAUCCCUCACGUAUUCCGGACAAUAACCCGUUCAAGAUAAGAAAGACCGUUGAAAUCAAUCUGGAAUUUGCAGAGUACGGUUUGCAAGAACAUGAGGUGACCAAAGGCCAAGCAAUGGAUGUCUAUUCUUCUUCACCAAACUCUAAUGAACUCGACUGUGCAAUGGAUACAAAAGAGGCAAUGAUCGAUUUGUCCAAGCUUCAUGAUUCUGGAAUCAAACAAGACUCGGAGAAGAACAUAGAGAAGGAAAAAUUCGAAACAACAGAAGAAGAUAUAGUGGAAAUUCAGAGCAAUGUCAACAUUACAACAAAGCGAGUGCGUGGGGAAAAACCUAGAACCGAGAGUCUCAAAGUGAAAACAAACUGUAGAGGUUCAGAGAACAAGAAGACUACAAUCAAGAAGAAACACAGUAUAUUAGAUUUCUUUCAUCCAUUGUAGUAGUCUUUAUUUUUGGUAUGUAAUCUGUUCUUAGCUUCUUUAUAACUCUUACUUAAUAUAUGAUUAUUUGGAAGA
This is a messenger RNA of Capsella rubella, 1870 nucleotides long. Its product is annotated as exonuclease 1. The coding region runs from base 65 to 1795 and encodes 576 amino acids. The record is from RefSeq and is a predicted model, not a curated record. NCBI's taxonomy places the organism in Eukaryota, Viridiplantae, Streptophyta, Magnoliopsida, Brassicales, Brassicaceae. The transcript has 11 exons. Gene Ontology annotation, molecular function: 5'-flap endonuclease activity; DNA binding; metal ion binding.